Messenger RNA from Plenodomus lingam JN3, 1173 nucleotides. RefSeq lists its product as uncharacterized. The record is from RefSeq and is a predicted model, not a curated record. Lineage: Eukaryota; Fungi; Ascomycota; Dothideomycetes; Pleosporales; Leptosphaeriaceae.
AUGCCGUUGCAUCCUGACCGUCCGGGACUCAAGUGCCAUGUGUAUUGCAAUGGCUGGGCACUGGAAGAGUACGAUGCGCCGGCGCAUGACGCGGUGAAACCGUUGACGGUGGUCAAGUACAUUGUUGCCCAAGAAGAGGUGGAGUACCUUGCUCACGUUGAAUUCGUCGAGCCGUUCCCUCAUAAUACGGCCGUUACGGUUCGGACCUACGUUGACGGAAAGCCUUACUCGGGGACCGUGAUAAACAAACCGGCGGGAAAAUCGCUUUCUGCUCUCGGAUUUGAGUGGUUUAACGGUGUUGUUUGGAAGUUACGGAGGUUCAGGUUCGCCAGAACAUCUAUUGCAGAAAACGGACCAAGGCACUUGUCACCCACUCUUCGCAAGCAACUAAAUUCUGCCGGGACCAUAAGAGUAAAGCUAUCCUGGUUCAAGAAAACGGGAGAGUCCUCACCAUCGUCCAAGGAUGGGACGUUUGAUCUCAUGGGAGAUUUACCCAAGAAGGCUAUCCUCGAAGAUUAUAAAAGUCAUCAAACUCUCCUGGGGGAACCUGAGAGGUCGACUAAAGGAUGUAACUGCGUUUACCACGGUCAUUCUUUCAAAUGUGCAGUAUUUGAGUUUAGAUAUCGCUCCCAUUCCCAGAUCUUGGCUCUUGUCGGAAAUAUUCAAGAACAACAAUCUCGGCCUGGGUGGGAGCUUGAUCGAACUCAGCCUAACCUCACGCAAGCGCCCAUCGUCAAGCAGGAGCCCAGGAUCAAGCAAGAACCCAUCGUCAAAGAAGAGCCAAGCGGAGAUCUUGUAAUCGACCUAGUCUCAGAAGAUAAAGCGACAGAAGACCAGAAUCCAAAUGACAAAAUCUUGGUGAUUAUCUCGUCAGAUGAAGAGUCUAGUAGCGGCGAGGAAACCAACCUGAGCCAAGUGAAAGGGGCGAAGAAGAGCAUCGUAGUGAAGCAGGAGCGGAGCAAGGACGUAGAGGAGGGUGACGAUACCCGAGGGCGCCGGAGAAGCAAGCGGCUGGCGGCUGGAAAUGCAGUUCAGACGUAUUCCCAGACCCAUCCAUUAUGCAAGACUGAAUAUGCGGUAGACACCUCGAUCGAGACCCGUGGAGCUCAUCUGGUCAUGUCCAGUGUAUACAUGUCUUUGAUGUUCCAAAUGGUGUUCAUUUCGCUCUUGUGA